GGCGGCGAUACUAGCGUGUUCGACAUUGCGGCGGGUUAAAUGGAACAAGGUUAAACGUUCGAAAUAAGGAAAAAGAAAAACAAAGUGAUUUCCUUGCAGCGUUCCAUUGACCUCGUCGACUCAAUUGAGCACCUCAUAUCCCCGGAUCAAGUCCCGCCUCAAAAAACACCCGAAUCUCCCAAGAUCCCACAAAUCACCACCACCAAAAAUAUGGCCGACCCCGCCGCCGCCGCCCGCGCCGACCUCACGAAGCGCCAGCUCCCCUCCAUGACCCUGGCCACGGGUCUCGCUGACCUCCCCGGCGCGGCCCUCCGCACCGCCUCCGCCCAAGACACCGCCACCGACCGCUUCGCCGUGCCCGGCACCGCCGUCAUCACCGGGGGCACCGGGGCCAUCGCGCGCGCCGUCUCCCGCGCGCUCCUCCAGCACGGCCUCACGGGCCUCCUCCUCCUCGACCUCGACGUCGCCUCCCCCGCCGCCCGGGCCCAGGUCGCCUCCCUCCGCGACGAGUUCCCCGCCGCCGCCGUCGAGGCCCGUGCCGUCGACGUCACGGACGAGGCCGCCGUCGCCUCGGCCGUCGACCACGCCGUCGGCGCCCUCGGCGGCGUCGACUACCUCGUCUGCCUCGCCGGCGUCGUCAGCUGCUCGCACGCCCUCGACACCCCCGCCGCCGAGUUCCGCCGCGUGCUCGACGUCAACACGACGUCCGCCUUCGUCUGCGCCCAGGCCGCCGCCCGCGCCAUGGUCCGCGGCGGCCGCGGCGGCCGCGUCGUCUUCACCGCCUCCAUCUCGGCCCACCGCGUCAACUACCCGCAGCCCCAGGCCGCGUACAACGCGAGCAAGGGCGCCCUGCUGCAGCUCAAGAGCAGCCUCGCCGCCGAGUGGGCCCGCCACGGCAUCACCGUCAACAGCGUCAGCCCGGGCUACGUCGACACCGUCCUCAACGAGGGCGAGGGCCUGGCCGAGGCCCGCGCCGUCUGGGCGAGCCGGAACCCCUCGGGGAGGAUGGCCAUGCCCGAGGAGAUCGCCGGCGUCGUCGUCAUGCUCUGCUCGCGCGCGGGGAGCUACUUCAACGGGAGCGACCUGGUCGUCGACGGGGGCGGUAUUGUUUUCUAAGACAGAAGGGUUCGUCGUCAGGGGGGGGGGUGGUGUGGAUGGGUGGGUCUAUUAGAGGGUGUGCGGUGCUUUCUUUUGCUCGCCGUCUUGAAUGGUGAUGAAAGAGAUGGGGCGAAAUGACUAUGUGCUGGCUAGGCUGCAAACGUAGCGGUUUUUAUACCUUGUUCCAACGGCGCCCUCGAAGCGAUGUGGUCCCUGUGAAUGAUUCUGUGUGGA
Molecule: messenger RNA, 1332 nt
Organism: Colletotrichum navitas
Lineage: Eukaryota; Fungi; Ascomycota; Sordariomycetes; Glomerellales; Glomerellaceae
Product: short chain dehydrogenase
Exons: 1
Coding region: 211-1116 (301 amino acids)
Molecular function (GO): oxidoreductase activity, acting on the CH-OH group of donors, NAD or NADP as acceptor
Source: RefSeq, a predicted model, not a curated record